AGAAGGAGUCCAUAUUUCAAAGUUGUUCGUCUUAAAAUUCGUGUGUUGUUUUUUUUUUGUUUCUGUCUUGUUAAAUGCAUUUAUUGUUAUCUGUUAUUUUGCAAAUUUAAUUUAUUAUCUUGUUUUGUUUGUUUUAAUUUAUAAAUUUCUGUAUAAUUAUGUCGGAUAGCGAUUGUGUCCGAGUUGCAAUUCGCAUUCGACCGCUUGUAAAAACUGAAAUUGAGCGCGGUUGCCAAUCAACAAUCGAAAGAAUACCCGGUCAGCCUCAAUUGACCGUAAAUAAAACCGAUGGAUUUACAUUUAAUUAUGUGUUCGAUCCGAAUGACUCGCAGGAUGUUCUUUAUAAGGAAUCUGUUUAUGAAAUGACUGAAAAACUCUUCAAAGGCUACAAUGUUACCAUAUUAGCUUAUGGACAGACUGGAUCUGGAAAAACUUAUACAAUGGGAACGACUUUUGAUGGAAAUCCAAACGAGAACAUGGGCGUGAUACCAAGAGCAAUGUCUGACAUAUUUAAAACCAUGGACGAGAGAAAAAAUCAGUAUGAUUUUAAAGUUACAUGUUCGUUCAUGGAAUUGUAUCAAGAACAAUUAUUCGACUUGUUAUCAACUGCAUCUAGAGAACAAUCUAUUAUUGAUAUGCGUGAAGAUCGUAAUGGCAUAAUAAUGCCAGGAUUGACAGAGCAAAAAGUUACCAGCGCUAAAGAGACAACCGAAUGCUUGAUGAGGGGCUCUUCAGGUCGGGCUGUUGCUUCGACAGCUAUGAACGAACAAUCAAGUCGUUCUCAUGCUAUCUUUACUCUAACAAUACAAUCAAGUAGUAAAAAUGAAGUGAAAAAUGUUAUUUCAUCAAAGUUUCAUCUAGUCGACUUGGCUGGUUCCGAGCGUUCAAAGAAAACUAAGGCAACAGGUGAUCGUUUUAAGGAAGGUGUUAAGAUCAAUCAGGGUCUUUUGGCUCUUGGCAAUGUCAUAUCGGCCUUAGGAACUAACCAAGGCUCAGGCUAUGUUGGUUAUCGAGAUUCGAAGCUUACAAGAUUGCUUCAGGAUUCAUUGGGAGGUAAUUCGGUUACUCUCAUGAUAGCCUGCGUUAGUCCCGCUGACUACAAUGUUGGUGAAACACUAAGCACUCUUCGCUAUGCAGAUCGUGCCAGAAAGAUUAAGAACAAACCAAUUGUUAAUCAAGAUCCACAUGCUGCUGAAAUAAAUCAUUUGAAGGGCAUUAUUCAAAAACUACGUAUGGAAAUUCUAAAUAAAAGUUGUGGUGUCAUGAAUAGUUCCACCGAGAGUGCCACUUUCGAAGGGUUGAAAAAGGACUCAUCUAAGAUACCAUAUAACGAUUUGAUGGAAAAGUAUCGUCAGCUACAGGUUCAAUUCCAAAAUACUCUCCAUGAUGUGGCCGAUAAUGAAAUGCGGGCUCAUAUUGCCGAAGCUGCUUAUGAUAAACUAAAGAUAAAGACUGAGGAAGUAACUCAACAAGUUCUCGAAUUGUCUGAUCAUCUAAACGAAGAAAAUUGUCCGCCAGAGUUUGUAGAGCACGUAAAGAAACUGGGAAGUAUAAGGAAGCUUAUUGAAGAUCUUGGCAUCGAAUUCCAAAAAUCACACGAUGAAAUCGUUGAUAAUAAGAGAAAUCGAUCGAUUGUACCUUUAGAUUCGGACUCUGAGCAGUGUAAUGAACAGAGUGAAAUGAUGCAACAGCAUUCUGAGGCAUUCACUUCCAAACAAAUUGACCUAAAUGAUCAAUUGCGCCGAAUCAAUCGUGAACUUACCUUGAAAGAGGAACUCCAUCAACGCGUGGCUGUUAAUUUGACAAAAUUCUACACUAUCGAUGAGAAUAUCGAAGAAAAGUACAAAGACUGUGAGCAUAAGAUCAAAGCUUUGGAAGCCGAAAAAUCUGAUCUAGUUGAAAAACUAAAACACGUCAAGGAAAACGUAUCAGCCAAACUUGCCGAAGAGCGACGUAAAAGAUUACAAGCUCUCGAACAAGAAAUCUCUGAUAUGAAACGUAAAAAUGUUCAACAAGCCAAGCUGCUGAAGGUGCGUGAAAAGGAAUCAGAAAAAAUCAAAAACCUUCAAAAUGAUAUUCAAGCCAUGAAAGAGAGCAAAGUGAAACUUAUACGAGCUAUGCGGGCAGAGAGCGAGAACUUCCGACAAUUUAAGUUGAGUCGAGAGAAAGAGGUGAUGCAACUCAAGAACAAAGAUCGUAAAAUGCAGAACGAAAUGGCGCGAAAAGAAUCGUUGCACAACAAGCAGAGGAAUGUAUUGAAACGCAAAUGUGAAGAAGCUUUGGCUAUUAACAAGAGAUUGAAAGACGCUUUGGAACGCCAAAAAGCCGCUCAAUCUCAGCGAAAUAAAAACAAAGGAAACUCUGCCACAAGUAAAUUAGACCAAGUAACUUCACGAGUGGAUGAAGAAUUAGACAUUAUUGCUUCCCUGAUCGAUGCUGAAAACUCCCUGGAGCAACUAAUGGAAGAUCGUAGUAUCAUUUCGAGUCGCAUCAAUGCUUAUUCUGAUGCCAAUGACACAAACAGCAAGGAAGAACUCGCUGAAUUAGAAGAAGCCCUUCAACUUCGAAAUGCACAAAUAUCCGAUUUGCAACAGAAAGUUAUGUCAACAGACAUCGACUCAAGAAUCAAAAAUAUUAUGGAGACUAUGCAAAGUCUGCCAGAGGCUAGAGCUGUUCUCAAGCAUCUCUUCACUGCUUUAAUCGAUAUUCGCAGAGAUUUCUCAUCCAAAUUACAAGAACAAAAAACCGCUCGUGAAUUGGCUGAGGAAAAACUUGAACUCAAUGAAAAGAAACUUAAACAAUUUGUUAAAGAAAAAGAAGAGGAGGUGGUUCGAUCAGAAAGUGUUUAUGAAGAAAAAAUUGCUGUUCUCCUACGGGAGCUGCAUAGUGCUUCGCAAAACAACCACGGACAACAGACUCCAGAAAUUGAGGAACGUUUAAAGAUCCAAGAAGAAACUCUAAAUAAAUUCGAUGAACUUCGAGAAGAACUCAAUAUGUAUCGGGAACUUUGCAAUGAACUUGAACACAAAAUCGCAAAUAAACCCAAUAAAACGAAACCAAAAAAUAUACAGAUAAUAGAAGAGUCAAUUGAUUUAGACGACAUAACAUCGUCGGAUGAUAGCUGUUCACAAGAUGAUCCAGAUUGGAAGAAAACACCCCGUUUUAAAAGGCAUCGUUCUAGCAGAGAGAAAUCACUUAAUGAGAGUUCGUUGAAACAAAAUGGUGGUGUAAAACGCUCUUCGGAUGGAGUAAUUAAAUGCCGAUGUAAGACAGGUUGUUCCACAAAACGUUGUCGUUGUAGAAUAAAUGACACACAAUGUUCAUCCAACUGUAAAUGCAGUCCUAUUUGUUCAAAUCAAAAAUCAAAGAACUCCACCGAUGAUGAUUCUCCUGAUGAAAAGGAGAACAAACAAUCCGAGCCAAUUAAUAAUGAUUUAUCUGAGACAAUUACUUUAAGUAAACCGACUGAUAGUACUUUUCAAACCCCCAAGAUUUCUCGCUUAUCUGAACUGACCUUUAAUGUUCCAUCAGCGAAAAAGAAAUUUUUCAAUUAAUAUAAAAUAUUGCAUUUAAAGAAAGUGUGCAAACAAUUAUAAUAAUUUAAAUAAACUUAACUUUAUAAUUAACUUUACUUCUUAAAUACUUUAAAAAAAUACAAUACAUACAUAACGUAAAUUAUAUUUUUUUUGUAUAACAUCAAAACGUUUUCGUGGAUCAAGAAUACAGAAUUAAAACACAAAAACUUUA
Messenger RNA from Eupeodes corollae, 3747 nucleotides. It is a transcript of the gene Klp3A, whose product is annotated as chromosome-associated kinesin KIF4. The transcript is spliced from 7 exons. Gene Ontology annotation, biological process: microtubule-based movement; mitotic spindle organization. Gene Ontology annotation, molecular function: ATP binding; microtubule motor activity; microtubule binding. NCBI's taxonomy places the organism in Eukaryota, Metazoa, Arthropoda, Insecta, Diptera, Syrphidae. The record is from RefSeq and is a predicted model, not a curated record. The coding region runs from base 159 to 3554 and encodes 1131 amino acids.